Molecule: messenger RNA, 1632 nt
Organism: Xylaria bambusicola
Lineage: Eukaryota; Fungi; Ascomycota; Sordariomycetes; Xylariales; Xylariaceae
Exons: 3
Coding region: 279-1415 (378 amino acids)
Source: RefSeq, a predicted model, not a curated record
CUUCGACUGUGUGAUUCUCCACUUGGCUGUGGCUCAGUCGUUAUGCUAAGGCGUUAUGCCAUCCUAACUGUGGCAUUUCUAUCAUCCAAAUAUCCACAUAAAUACAAUAUAAUUCCUUCUUAUUGAAAGUAUUAGUCUAUACCGUCUAAUGCCAUUCUAAAUCUAGGUUGGGAAUAACGGUUAACAAUUACGGCAAAACAGCGUUCACUCAACCUUGCAGCAGGCUACGCUGGCCAUCUCAGUCUCGGAACUCAAGCCAGCUUGUAAGGGUCCACACUAUGACCAUCACCAGUAACUCUACCCCGGACACAGGGUACCGAAAACCAAAGACCAGACAGCGAAUUCAUAAGGAACCACCUGAACUCGCCGUUCCUAAUAUCAAUGAUGAUGCUGCUGAGCGGAAACGUGUUCUGAACGUCCUCGCACAACGCCGAUAUCGCGAGCGGAAACGGCAAGACAAAAGUGGUACUACAACUGCGAAUCUCACAUCUCAGUCCAAUCCCCAAGACAACGCAUCUAGUUCUGUCGCAAGAAAAGAUGCUUCGAUAUCUGAGAGUCAUGUUUCAGAGCAGGACAUAUCAAUAUCAGCUUACCUAGACCUGCUGCCCAUCCCUGGAUCUGUAUGCUCAUCCAAUGAAUACACCUCCAAUGUAGCCUCACCAACAACAUGGUCAGCCGCGCCAUUUGGACCGUCUGUGCCCAGCACUCUCCCGGGGAUAGAGCAGUCCUAUUUAAACAUGACAGGCCCCAGUAUAUCGAGUCUUGAAGGGGAGGCAUCAUUGAAUGCGACAGAGGCUACUUCAUUCAACUUUCCCGAUACAAUUAACCCGAGCGCUCUCAUAGACUCCUCGUCUAAUAGUCCUUCGGCGUCUGACAACACUGAUAUUACAGACGUUUCUUUCCCCGAUUCGUACUAUCUCCCAGUAAAUGAAUUGACCUUGUUAAGAGGUCUCAUGCGCAUCGCCAUACGAUUACGCUGCAAUACAACAAAUAUAUGGGAUCUCGGAGCUAAUUCGCCCUUCAACGAUGGGACACACACGCCCCUGACAACUCAAGAAUUGCCUCUUACAUGGAGGCCAACACGAUCUCAGUCAUCCAUACCGCACCAUCCUGUCAUAGACUUACUGCCAUGGCCUAGCGUUCGAGACCGCAUACUCUUAUUCAUGGGCUUACCUGACGAGGCUCGUCCACCUGCCCUGGCUGGUCCCCUGGCUCAUGCUAAAUUAGCAUACGAUCUCGAGGAUUCUGCCGAAGGCAUUCGUAUCUGGGGAGAUGACCCCUGUGAGCCGAGCUCAUGGGAAGUUGGACAGGUGCUCUUUGAACGGUGGUGGUUCAUCUUUGAUAGACAGAUCAUUGACCAGAGUAAUUACUGGCGGAGGUUAAGGGGCGCUGCAACUUUAUGCGUUAAAGGCUGAUCAUUGUUUUCAAGACAAGUUUACGACUGCCAGACCAAUAGCAGGUUGCUAUCAAUGCGUGCUUGGGUGAUACCGGCUCUCUGCGGAAAUGCCUUUUUCUCCUAUGUGCAUUUAAUGCUAAUAUGCAUGGACCGUGGGCAUGAUACGAACCUUUCCUGGCAGUUUAUCCGCUCUCACGGUUUCCAUUACUAGGCCGUCAUACUCAUCAAGUUUUCAG